This is a messenger RNA of Equus quagga, 3265 nucleotides long. RefSeq names its product spermidine/spermine N1-acetyl transferase like 1 (gene SATL1). Gene Ontology annotation, cellular component: cytosol. The transcript is spliced from 6 exons. The record is from RefSeq and is a predicted model, not a curated record. Bases 1 to 1257 code for a protein of 418 amino acids. Lineage: Eukaryota; Metazoa; Chordata; Mammalia; Perissodactyla; Equidae. Gene Ontology annotation, molecular function: N-acetyltransferase activity.
AUGAACCAAUCAAGCUUACCACAUAUGAAUCAACCAGGCACCAGCCAGCCAGGCACAAGUUUACUUGGUAUGAACCAACUGGACAUGAACCAACCAAGCACAAGCCUACCCAACACCCACCAACUGGGCAUGAAACAACCGGGCAUGAGCCAAUCAGGAAUGAGGCAACCAGGUAUGAACCAAUUAGGCCUGAGCCAACCAGGCCCAAGCCAAUCAGUCCUCUGGCAACAAGUCAUGUGCCAAUCAUGCGUGAACCUGUCAAGAAAGAGUCAACAGCAACCAUGCCCGAGUCAAGCCGGCACAAGUCAACCAGGUAGGAAGCAACCAGGCCCCAACUACUCAGGCCUGCGUGAUCCAGGCAUGAGGCAACCAUGCCCAAGCCAACCCAGCACAAGCCAACGAGGCAUGAGGCAACCAGUCCCGAGCCAACCCAGCACAAGUCAAUCAAGCGUGAGUCAACUAUGCCUGAGUCCACUAGACUGGAGCCAAUCAAGCACGAGUCAAACAGGCCAAAGCCAAUCAAGCAUGAGUCAACUAGGCCUGAGUUCCCUAGAGUGGAGCCAAUCAAGCAUGAGUCAGCCAGGCUCAAGCCAAUCAGGCCUGAGUCAACAAGGCCCAAGCCAAUCAGGCACAAGGCAAACAAGCAGGAGCCAACUAGGCCUGAGCCAACCAGGUCCGAGCCAACCAGGUUCGAGCCAAGCAGGCGCGAGGCUAUCAGGCUCCCGGGAACCAGGCAUGAAUUCUUUCCGAAUAAGACCUGCGGAGGCUCGAGACUGCCCAGAAAUCCUGCGCCUAAUUAAAGAAUUGGCUGCCUGUGAAAACAUGCUAGAUGCAGUGAAGUUAACAGCAAUGGAUUUACUCAGGGAUGGCUUUGGGGACAGGCCCCUUUUCUACUGCCUGAUUGCAGAAGUACCAACAAAACGAAGUCAACAAAAACCAUUAGGAAAAGUAACCGUUGGGUUUGCCAUGUACUACUUUACCUACGACCCCUGGAUUGGCAAAUUGCUUUACUUAGAGGACUUUUAUGUCAUAGAAGCUUACCGAGGUCUAGGUAUUGGAGCUGAAAUGUUGAAGAGGCUAAGUCAGAUAGCCAUCAUAAGCCAAUGUAACUGCAUGCACUUCCUUGUCGUCAUUUGGAACCAGGAGUCUACUGAUUACUACACUCGUCGAGGGGCUUUAGACCUUUCCUCCGAGGAGGGCUGGCAUCUGUUCAGAUUUAACAGAAAAGAACUCAUGGAAAUGGCAUGGGAAGAGUGAAAGAGGACUCAUCAUAACUUGUCCCAACAACAGAGGCUCCAACAUUUGAAUGUCACCUGAGCCCUACAGCAGUUUGACUUUAAGUGUUGUACAAUACAGCAAGUGACCAAACUCUGGUUUGAGAUCUCUUACUUUGAAACAGAUUUUGCAGAUACAGUCAACUCUCCAUUAUCCAAACUAAUGUACUAAUGUGUUGUAGCUGAGCUGAUGAUCCAAAAGAGUAGAGAAUUCAAAAAUCACUUAUACUUAGCUUUAGGAUAUUUAUUUUUUUACCUACCAUCUCUCACUAAAUUUAAGAUGAUUAUAUUUUCACAUCUUAACAUGUCUGAAAUUGGGAUAAGUAUAAUGAUCAACUGGCAGUACUUUUUUCUUAGAGGUAAAUAAUGUGUCUUAGAUUUGAUGAAAAAUGAGUGUGUUUGGUUAUAAACAGAGCUGAGGUACAAAAAAUUUACUUAAAAUACUGAAGCCAAAUUUUGAAGAGCUUACUUAUGAAAAACUAGUAAGUGAACUGCUUCCCCACCUUGAGCAGCUCAAGUACCACUGCCUCCUUAACAUCAUCCCAGAGCUACAUUCCAUCUCUGAGCAUCCAUGGCUCUUUGGCUGUACUUGUCUUAGGGCAGAUACUACACACACCACUGUAUCUGUAUAUGUUUCUAUCCUUUCUAGUAGAAUAUAAGCCCUUUGAUAGAAUUACCUUUGCAUCCUGUGUUAUAACCAGCAUGGUAGAACAUGUAAGUUUCCAAUAUGUACCAGGUAUUUUAUGGGCACAAAAGCUAUAGAAAGAUGAUUCAGUCAUACUCACAAGGAACCCUGUCUGUGAAAAAAUACUAAACUAGUUUUAGUUUUAUGGUAAAUUGUAUGGGCCAUCACAGCUAUAAAUACCAAAUGUGAGGGAAUGUAGAGGAGAGCGCAUCUAAAUCCCACCUUGGAGAACUGAGAAAGGUGACACUGGAAUUGGGUUUAAAGGAUGAACAAGAAGUUGGAAUAUAGAGCAGGAUGACAUAGAAAAAAAAUUCUAAGGUGAGACACAAGCAUAGGCAGAGAAAAAGGAACAUAAAAGAACAAAGCAUGUCCAAGAAGCAAGUUGUAGGUUAUAGAUAAAAUAUGACAUACAUUGGCAGUAGGGUGGGUGGGGAGAGAAGACAGGAUUAAAGUUGAGCUGGGAUCAUAUAUGAAGGGCCUUAUAUGUCAUACAGGAAGUCUUGAUGUGAUUCUGUAGGCAAUGAUGAACCACUGAAGUUUCCAGAAAGACAACCAACCACAAUGGUUGUUAGUAAGACAACUAUUUCAUCAUAAUAUGACAGAUGGGUUAGAAGAAGAGGGUAGCAGGCACUGGAUGUUAGCUCAAACUCACACCCAUUCCAAAUCCCUUACCCCUUGCCUUCCUCACCAUAGAACCAAAUAUGUUUUGCCAAUCUUCCUUGCACUAAAUGUGGCUACAUGACAAGUUGUGGUCCAGAUAUAGACAGAAGUCUUUUGAGAGGGGUUCUAGGAGUGCAUUUACUUUUCUGAUUAAAGGGGGUCAGAAGCAUCUGGUACAUAGUUUGUCCUAACCCUUCUUCCUGCUUUGAAUGUGUAUGUGUCCCCCACAGGUACGAAAGCCAUUUUCUGCCUAUGAGGUGAUAAAUUAACACAGUAAAGAGCAGAGUGGAAAAAGUCUAGGCCCUUGAUGGCACCAAUGAGCCACUGUACCAACCCUGUAAUACUUAAUUCCAGAUUUUAAAUAGACUCUUAUUUAUUUAAGCUACUGUUAACUGGUUUACUGUUACUUGCAAGCAGAACACAUUCUGAAGUGACAGAAAACAAGAUUGAUGGCAGGCAGAUCAACCAGAAGGCUAGUGUAAUAAUCCAGGAAAGUGAUAAUAAAGAGGUGAAUGAGAACAAGGAUUAGAAAAGGUGGAAUAGAUUUGAGAAACAUAGAAAUAAGAAGAGAGAGGUAGAGGGGCUGGCCCCGUGGCGAGUGGUUAAGUUCGCGCGCUCCGCUGCAGGCAGCCCAGUGUUUCGUAGG